Molecule: messenger RNA, 654 nt
Organism: Penicillium atrosanguineum
Lineage: Eukaryota; Fungi; Ascomycota; Eurotiomycetes; Eurotiales; Aspergillaceae
Product: GNAT family N-acetyltransferase
Exons: 2
Coding region: 1-654 (217 amino acids)
Molecular function (GO): acyltransferase activity, transferring groups other than amino-acyl groups
Source: RefSeq, a predicted model, not a curated record
AUGGCGGCUCCAAAUUACACUAUCGCCCCUGUUUUGGAAUCCGACCUUCCAUUUUUGGCCAAUUUCCUUCACGUCGCUAAAUUAAGCCUGAGUAUCAAUCGUCUCAUCUUCAAGGACUGGCCAAACGAUGCCGUCCAAAUGCAAAUGUAUACUGGUGCUGUCAGAGGUGGAUUUUCCGAUCCGUCGAUGGAGAGUUUCAAAGCAGUUGAUUCCGAUUCCGACGAAAUCAUUGGCUAUUUUGCCCUUGCACGGAAGCAACCAGUUGAAGAGACAUCAGUCGACGCAGAGAAUAAGGACUCCAAUCAAGUCAUUCCUGACGGACUGAAUCCUGGUCUCUUUGAAGAGGUGGUGAAGGCGACCGAUCAAAUUUCCAAGAAGGUAGAAGCGAUGGAUCGAUUUGAGCUUGUCUACAUGUGUGUCAAGCCAUCCUGUCAGCGUAAUGGAAUUGGCUCCAAGCUGGUCCAAUUAGGCUUUGAUCGGGCCAAGGCCGAAGGCAUCCCACUGGCCGUCUGUGCCGAAGCACCAGCGUAUGGGUUUUUUGUCAAGCUAGGCUUCAAAGACACAACUCACUGUGAUAUGGAUAUUCGAAGAUAUGCACCUGCUAACAGCGGGUUUGGAAUAUUCCGACUUAGUGGAAUGAUAUGGCGGCCCUGA